GAGCAACGCGUCACAUGUUGUUUUUCUCCACAACCGGAUCACUUGGACGCUCGCCUUGACCGCAGCUUUGACGUUAAACAUCGCGGAAACGUCUGCAAUGGACUGAAUGACAACAGCGUCGCCUUCACAUCUUCUAUAUUUGAUUUUUCCCGGCUCAAAUUGAGAACUUUUGUAGCAGAGAAAUGGCGAGUCCUCCGGGGGCGGCGGGACACUUAUUAUUGAAUGGCGUCAAGAAGUGCGGCGACCUGCGAAAACACAAACACGGACACCGGCGCUUUUUCGUGCUGAGAGAGCCAACCGAGAACUCUCCUGCACGACUGGAGUACUACGACAGUGAGAAGAAAUGGCGGAGCAAGGGCGCAGCCAAACGGGUGAUCGGUUUGGACUCCUGCCUCUGCGUAAACAAGCGGGCGGACGCCAAAAACAAACACCUGAUCGCUCUCUACACCAAGGACGAGUACUUUGCUGUGGCUGCAGACAGCGAGCAGGACCAGGAGAGCUGGUACGUGGUUCUGACGGACCUUCUGGCCGAGUGCAGGAUGUACGACAGCCCCGCGUCCACGUCCUCUCUAGUGGGCUUUGAGGAGGCCAGCUAUGGACUUGUUGCCCCUGCUGCCUACAAGGAGGUAUGGCAGGUCAAUUUAAAAUCCAGAGGCCUGGGUCAGGUGAAAAAUCUCACGGGCGUGUUUAGACUUUGUUUGUCCAGCCGGACAAUCAGUUUUGUGAAGCUGAACUCGGAAACGGCGGCGGUCUGUUUACAGCUGAUGAACAUCAGGAGAUGCGGCCACUCGGACAGCUUCUUCUUCAUUGAGGUAGGGCGAUCAGCAAUUACUGGGCCCGGGGAAUUCUGGAUGCAGGCAGAGGACUCUGUGGUGGCCCAAAACAUUCAUGAGACCAUUUUGGAGGCCAUGAAGGAACUCUCUGAGUUUAGGCCCAGGAGCAAAAGUCAGUCAGCCAGCACCACCCCGAUCUCGGUGCCCUCACGACGCAACCUCAACAACUUACCUCCAAGUCAGACGGGCCUGGUGAGGCGAUCCAGAACUGACAGCAUGGCUGCGUCGUCCCCAGGGAGGAAGUUUACAUCCUGCCGAGUGAGAACCUCCAGCGAAGGAGACGGAAGUGUGCCGUGGCCUGUGUCCACAUCAAUGCCUGUGACCGCGAGUCCCACCAGUUCAAACUCUGGCGUUCAACUCAGCAGGUCCCACACACUAAGCAGCGGGCGCACUUGCAGGAUGCUAGAGUCGUCCUCUAACCUGCAUCACAGCCUGUCUGUAGCGAUGUCCAACUCCCCUCCUUGUCCCUCCAGCCCCAUCAGUGUUUCUCCUGGAUAUGCUGGGCUCUCCACCCCUGACAAGGCUGGCCGACCCUUCAGCUGCAGCGCUUCCAUCUCUGGUUCCCUUAGCGACACCACCUUCAUACUGUGCGAUGAUUACAGCUGUAGUCCAGUCGACGCAAAGUUGUCCUUGUCCUGCACCGACUCCCUGUCCAGCACACCCCCAUCACGCAAUGAAGGAGCAGGGCUGGAUAAAGCUUACAGGAAGCGAACGCACUCCCUCACCACGCCACGCCAACAAAAGGUGGUUACACCGCUGUCCUCUGCCUCCCUGGAUGAGUACAUGCUCAUGAGGUUGAGUGGCUAUGGACACAACACCACCUCACCCAAAGUGAGCUAUCCAGAAGAUUAUGGAGACAUAGAGAUAGGCUCGUCCAGAAGUUCAAGUAGUAACCUUGGUGACGACGGCUACAUGCCCAUGACUCUAGGUGUGGCGCCGCUAUCAGGCAAGGUAGACAACUAUGUGCCCAUGAGCCCCAUGUGUGUCUCUGCUCCAAAGCAAAUUGUAAACCCCAGAGUGCAUCCUCACGGGGCUGCCAGCAGGGGCUGUAAGACCAGCUCCCCCUCCAGCAUCUCACUGGAGGACAACGGUUACAUGAGAAUGUGGUGUGGCUCCAAGUCCUCCAUGGACAGCCCAGGCAGGCAUGGAGAAUACAUGACCAUGUCACCAGGAAACCCCCCUGCACUGCAGACUCCCCCUGAUUACUAUACAGGUGCAACGGCUGUAGAACCGACAUCAGUGAGGGCAGCGUACCAAUCCAGCUCCCACACACUCCCUGCUAAUGUCCAAGCCUCCAAGAAUGAUGAGGGAAGCCAGUAUGUGUUGAUGAGCCCUCAGAGUUCCCUCCGGGGAGGGUCAGAUUCAGACUACUAUUCUAUGAUGCAACCUGCUGCAGCUCAAGCUUUGUCACAAAGCUCUUUAACGGCAUCCCCAGCAAGACACGACUGGGUGGAGAACCGGCCCCACAGAGGGAGACUGGGCAGACCCAACAGGCUGCCCCUUGACACCAUCAGGACCCUGCCUAGCAUGAAUGAGCACCCAGUGCCCGGCAAGCCCAGUAGCCCCGGAGAGUACAUUAACAUCGACUUGGAGAGGAACCGAUUCUCUCUGCCUUCAAAUGAGUCUGCAGAGAGGAGGCUGUCAACUUUGACUUCAAGCGACGAGUGUUCCAGGAGGUCUUGUCUGACUUCUUACAGCAAACUUGAGUUGGCCUCGCACCCGCUAGAGGAGGCUGAAGGUAUUGUUGCAGACCACUUGGAUACACUCCCAGACUUGUCUACGUGUCCGAGCUCAAAAGAGGAUGGUGUGUACCAUCUGGACGACGAGAACAGGCCAAGAGAGAGGAAUGAUGUUGAAAGUGACUACACCGAAAGGACGUUUGGGAUGAACAGCUCAUCCCCGCAACUUGUCCCUCAGGGGACAACAAGUAGCCAGAGCGGCAGAGGAAGGAGGCAUUCGUUGGAGGAGCUGGCAGUCCCAGAAGACAUUGGGGUCUUCCUCCUGGAGGGUGCCUCUUCAUCCACACUGAACCCUGUUGGCUCCGCCAAGGUGAUUCGCGCCAACCCCCAAGGACGUCGACGCCAUAGCUCCGAGACCUUCUCCUCCAUGGCCACUGUCACUCCUGUCUUCCCUUCAUUUGCUCACGGGGAGACUGGGAAGAGGCACAGCUCCGUGGAGAACAUCUCGUCACGAAGCAGUGAGGGCUCGGACGAGGAGUAUGGAAGUCCCGUCAACCGCUCAGCUGGUUACCCUCACGGACUCAACUAUAUUUCCUUGAACCUACUGGAUGGCAAAUGCGAUGAGUUGGUUGGCUUCAAACCAGCAAGCAGCUGCAAAGGCGGCGUUGGUGGAUUACACAGCACGCCAUAUGCCUGCUUGGGCUUCAAGGAGGCUGCAACCACUGCCAAAGAUUGAAAUGGACAUCUCGGAUCAACAAGACACCAUUACUGCACACUGACAACCCAAAAGAUGACACACACACACACGUGCGUGUCUGUACUUUUUGCUGUGACCCAAACGUGAGCUCGAGCAUGCAGGCAAAGGCACCGAUAUUACUGUAUAUUUAUUUAUUAAUUUAUAUAUAUAUAUAUAUAUGUGUGUGUGUGUGUGUGUAACAAAUGCACGCGUUUUGCAGGUUAAGCCUUAACCCGGAAGUGAUUAAUCUUCAUUCAUAUUUGAUAACACAAUAUUUUAUUUUUAUUAAUCACAUGCGUUAACGCAUUAAGGUUGACAGCCCUAAUAUAUAUAUAUAUAUAUAUAUAUUUAUUUUUUAUAUGUAUAUUUCUGUGAUGAAAGUUUAUCAAAAGUAACUGGAGGAGCGAUCGCGCUACAGUACUAGCUCAAUCCCUCCAACACACGCACACUGUCCACGUGCAUGUGUGCACCCCAGGGAUUACUGUCGAGGAGCGAUCACACCUUGUGCAUGCAUGUGUUGAUAAUAAACCCUGCCCCAAAAAGCUGUAAACCUCGAGGUACCACCUCAGGUGUGUGUGUGUGUUGGUUUAAAGUAGUAAAGUAUCAGUCAGUGAACACUGUCCCUGUGAAAGUAUAGAAGUAUGUACAUGGAGAUAUAACAGGUGUGUUUAUUUUGAAGGAUUCAUAUCUAUGAAGUUGCACCCAAUGCCUUAAAUGUCUAUAUUGUUAUUUUCUAUCAAAGAAUAAGAAUUUCUAUAUUGUUAUUCUAUUGUCAAAGUAUUUUAUGAUACAUUAUUCCAAGAAAUGGAGCAGGUAUGUUGUAUUAAUACUAAAGUAUUUUCAUGAUAUGCUAUUUAUUCUCACAAGUUUAUAUUUGUGUCAGUCAAAAAAUAUAUUUGUAAAUGUGUAAAGUUCUAUCCCAAUGUUCCGCCUUUUCCCCGACCUCCAGCGCCACACCCUGAUGUGAUUGGACGGCAUGUACACGUGACAAUAGCAGGGACUUGACGGACACUAGCAAGAUAAAACAUGGAGGAUUUCAUGGGAAUUUAAGAACUAAAAGAAAGUCCAAAUGAGAUUACAUUUGUGGGAAUCAUCACAAAUACUAGCAAAUACUAAUAUUCUUCCUGUACUUAGACCUUUCUUUGUCCAGUCAAAAUCAGAAUACAAUGACUACAGUACAAAUGUAUGUAUAGUACCACAUUGGCUCAAAAAGGAAUUUGUAAGCAAAUACACACACUUCAGGGUACUAGACGUUGAAGUCUUAGAACCAGGUUCUACUGUAUACGGGUUGGUACGAGUGCACACACUUCAGGGUACUAGAAGUUGAGGGCUUAGAAUCAGAUCCCAGUGUAUACGGAGUAGAACAGGUACACACACUUCAGGGUACUAGAACUUGAAGGCUUAGAAUCAGAUCCCAGUGUAUACGGAGUAGUAUAGGUACACACACUUCAGGGUACUAGAAGUUGAAGGCUUAAAAUCAGGUCCCAGUGUAUACGGAGUAGUACAAGUACACACACUUCAGGGUACUAUAAGUUGAAGGCUUAGAAUCAGAUCCCAGUGUAUACAGAGUAGUACAGGUACACACACUUCAGGGUACUAGAAGUUGAAGGCUUAGAAUCAGGUCUCAGUGUAUACGGGGUAGUACAGGUACACACACUUCAGGGUACUAGAAGUUGAAGGCUUAGAAUCAGGUCCAAGUGUAUAUGGGGUAGUACAGGUACCCACACUUCAGGGUACUAGAAGUUCAAGGCUUAGAAUCAGGUCCCAGUGUAUUACUGACAUGGCAGAAUGCAAAAACAAGUUUAAAGAGUUCAUUGACGUGGGUAUUUAUGAUCUAUGCCUAUUCAUGUGUUGUAAAUAGAUUAACUGUGCUGAGAGUACAGAGAAUUAAUAAAUAUAGAUUUUACAACUAGAAUAUUCCUGUAAAAAAGAUAUAGAUUUGUUUUGACUGUGUGUUUGAUGCUUUCUUUUUCACAAUGUAAAAUAAAAAUAUAAUACCUGUACAUCAAUUGCCUUGUUGACAGACUUGCCCUAAUGGAAUAUGCAAUGGAGACAAUAUUAUAUUAUUAUUACAAUAUUGUAGUUUACAACAGCCCAACCAAAUGAACAUCUUUCUUUGGUUUGCGCUUUCUACGUUUUACUUUUUAGUCUGGUGUCCUCGUCUUCCAUUGUACAUUGAUCCAUUUACAUGGAUACAUUGUGUACAUGAUCUAUUGUAUAUUCAUGUCAUGGUGGCAACACUGACAACAGCUGAUUUGAAUGAUUUCAUCCUUUCUGGUCGUCAGUUAUUGCUUUGAAUUGUAUAAACUGUAUAGCAACCCAAACAAAUAAAUAUAUUUAAA
Entelurus aequoreus (snake pipefish) is the source of this 5590-nucleotide messenger RNA. Its product is annotated as insulin receptor substrate 2-like. Gene Ontology annotation, molecular function: insulin receptor binding; phosphatidylinositol 3-kinase binding. The transcript is spliced from 3 exons. Gene Ontology annotation, biological process: insulin receptor signaling pathway. The coding region runs from base 183 to 3248 and encodes 1021 amino acids. The record is from RefSeq and is a predicted model, not a curated record. Gene Ontology annotation, cellular component: cytosol; plasma membrane. NCBI's taxonomy places the organism in Eukaryota, Metazoa, Chordata, Actinopteri, Syngnathiformes, Syngnathidae.